AUGACGUCGCUUGAGGAGGAUGAGGACCGCGACCUGGCGGGCUCCCAGGAUGGCAGCUCCGACAAUGAGAUGGACGAUGCAAUGCGCAACGUGGACGAUGGGGAGGGAGACAACGAGCCGGACGUCGAUGCCGAUGCCGACCAAGAUCAGGACCAGGACCAGGACCAGGAUCCAGACAGCCCAUCGAACGCAAGCCAGGCUUCAGAAGGAGCGGGCAUGGCCUCCCAACAAAAUCAAGAGACAAUCAACAUGAGGUCCCCUGGGAAUACAGGCAACUCCAUGCUCGAAUCCUUCUCCAUCUACCAUCCAAGUGUUCGCCCCGAGUGCCUCACGGCCAAAACCUACGACAUCGUCCCUACCACUGCCGCGCCCCAUAGUACAUCCAUCAACGCGGUCACCGCUACAGCAGACAUGCGCUGGGUAUUUAGUGGGGGCUCGGAUGGAUAUAUUCGCAAAUUCAAUUGGGCGGAUUCGAUCAACAGUAAGCUCAUGUUAACUGUUGCGCAGCGGCACCCCUUCGUGGAUAGCGUGGUGAAAGCCGGAGUCUACAUGACAUACUGGGAAAAUAUGGAUGGGAACCAUCUAUCGCCGGUCUACUCUUUGGCAUGCCAGAGCGAAGGCCUGUGGCUGCUUUCCGGGUUGGAAUCGGGGGCUAUUCGACUGCAGACACUCCGCCACGAUGAAGGCAAGGAGAUUGUGCAAUUACGGCAACAUACCUCGGCAGUCUCAUCAUUGAAUCUUACAUCGGACGAACAGUCUCUUUUAUCCGGGAGCUGGGAUAAGCGGGUCAUUGAUUGGGACUUAAAUACCGGGCAGGCCCGACGCGCAUUCGGAGGAAAUGCUAGUCAGAUCUCGACAGUACAAAUUCGGCCAGAAUCGACCCUGGCUGUUCCUCAAGAUACCAUUGAUUUCUCGCAGCCGAACGGUACCUACUCCUCAAACUAUGAAGCGAGCGGUACAGACCAUUCAAACGCCAUGGACACCACCGAGAAUGCAGGAGAUGCAGGCGCUACGGAGAACCCGCAGGCGGGUUCCCCGACAGACUCAUUGUUUGGUGGCGCGGAUUCACUAUUCGGAGACGCAGACGGAGGGGCCGCAGAUGGCGGUGAACCGUCCGCGGGUGUCUUUGGGGUUGAUGAAGAUGACGAAUUUGGCCGUGCACUUGCAAAUGGUCGAUUCCGCGCCACUACCACCAGCCGCGCCGGGGGGAUAAACGAAAACGCCGAUUCCUUCCAUGCGAACCAUAAAGUGACUAACGACGAUAUCCUCCAUGGCACGUCCGAGUCGGCGGUAAAUGGCCUUCCCAAGGCAGAUGGCUUGGAGACAUCUUCAUUGGGCCAGGAUCUUUCCCAGACUAUGCAGACGGAACAGACGGUGGGACCAGACACCACGUUCUUAGCUGCAUCCAUUGACGGUACAAUUCGGGUAUGGGACCGACGACAGCCCAAUCCAGUCGCUCGGAUGACCCCUCGCAACGUUCCGCCAUGGUGUAUGAAUGCUUGCUGGUCCCCGGAUGGAAACUACAUCUAUGCGGGACGAAGAAACGGCACCGUAGAGGAAUACAGUCUUCACAAAGGUCUUAGGGAAGCUAGUCGCACAUUCAAGUUUCCCCAGGGAAGCGGGCCGGUCACAGCCCUCAAGGCGAUGCCUAAUGGCCGCCAUCUCGUCUGUGCUUCCCACGAUAUCCUGCGUCUGUACGACCUAAAGCACGAGCACUCUUCUCGGCACUCGGCCGUGCCAUUCCUUAUCAUUCCGGGCCAUCGCACCGGAACUAUAUCCCAACUCUACGUGGACAAUGCCUGUCGCUACAUGAUCUCCACCAGCGGGAACCGCGGCUGGGAGGGCAACACCACCGAGGUGCUCCUGGGCUAUGAGAUCAGUGUUCCCCAGUGA
Penicillium canariense is the source of this 1893-nucleotide messenger RNA. RefSeq names its product WD40 repeat domain-containing protein. Gene Ontology annotation, molecular function: protein binding. The record is from RefSeq and is a predicted model, not a curated record. The transcript has 4 exons. The coding region runs from base 1 to 1893 and encodes 630 amino acids. NCBI's taxonomy places the organism in Eukaryota, Fungi, Ascomycota, Eurotiomycetes, Eurotiales, Aspergillaceae.